Messenger RNA from Mycetomoellerius zeteki, 1897 nucleotides. RefSeq names its product transmembrane protein 181. Lineage: Eukaryota; Metazoa; Arthropoda; Insecta; Hymenoptera; Formicidae. Bases 196 to 1782 code for a protein of 528 amino acids. The record is from RefSeq and is a predicted model, not a curated record. Gene Ontology annotation, molecular function: toxic substance binding. The transcript has 13 exons.
UGAAAACGCGAAACGAACGUAUCGCCUAGAAUCCUUCUCACCGUCUCCCAUGCCGGAUACAGCAUCCCACCCAUGAAAUCGCUCGUGAAUUGUAUGCGUUAUGCAAACGCCAAGUAUUUUCUUCAAGACUGCAGGUAGAAGUAGUGUCCAUUACACGCAAUAAAGUGGAAGUAUAGGAAAAAAUAUUCUUAAAGAAUGGACGGACCUGGAUUAGGAUACUCGUAUCAUCUUCCAUCUGCUGGUUGGAACCUCAAAGUCAGAAAUGCAUUGUCGCAGUUUAGUGACCUUUUUAGUGAAUUUAACAAAUACAUUGCGCCGGCUUAUCAUCAUGACCGCUGCGAAAGAUCCGUGCAGAUGCGUUUGUACUCGAUGCAUAAAAGGGAAUUUGUCAUGGUAUUUGUUGCCUUUUUUGUGUGUUUCGGAUUGGCAAUUUUUAUCGGCCUCGCCGGACCGCCUAUAACGUCGACUAGCGAACAGAAAGCGCAUUUGAACGGUAGCGAGAUGGCCACUGGUCCAUUCAUCAUGAAGACACCUUUAUUGUCCACGUAUAGCCAGCAAUUAUGGGUGAUUGCCAAGCUAUCGACAUCGAAUAACGAUGAUGAGAGGUACGAUAAAGGAUUUCAAGUUAGCGUCUCCAUAGAUGGUAUCACUGCUGAUCGCAAGCUCGUAUCCGUACUACCUCCGGAGGCUGGACAUAAUCGAACCAGACAUUUGAAGUGUGAAAGGCAAUCCUGCGAGGAACUGGUUGUCGCCCACCUAGGAUUCCUCGAUUAUAGCUACUAUAUAAUUACUGUCCGCUUUCAUGGACUCGAGAGUUUCCAUCAACGAUACACGAUACGAGAACUCACAUUCUACUUUAAGAACUACAAUCCAGCAUUUACACAAAUAGAAAUCUGGUUCCGACUGAUCUUCUUGUUGACCACGUUUGGAGUAAUGUGCUGGUUCGGCCAUUCGCUUAGAAAGUAUCCACUACACGAUUGGUCGAUAGAGCAAAAAUGGAUCUCUAUACUUCUUCCAUUACUGAUUCUGUACAAUAAUCCACUAUUUCCUAUGACGUUCUUGGUAAAUUCCUGGGUACCCGGAAUGCUGGAUGCAAUCCUGCAAACAACUUUCUUGUGCGCUAUUCUUAUGUUCUGGCUUUGUGUCUAUCAUGGCCUUAGACAGAACGAGAGACGGCUCAUCACGUUUUAUUUGCCAAAGCUCUUAGUGGUUGGUAUGUUAUGGGGUGCGGCAUUGACUCUCGCUACGUGGCUCCGUUGCACCGAAUUGGAAGAUCCCACUUAUAAUUAUGUUCUUGAUACAUCGAAUUAUUACGGCUUCAAGGUAUUCUUCUUCACGGUGGGUGGUUUCUACAUCGCGUAUCUGUUGCUUCUUAUAUUAAGGGCAUACAGCGAACUACGAUCUAUGCCAUACUUCGAUUUACGUCUGCGAUUUUUGACAUUGCUUGCUGCGGUGGUCGCCGGCGUCUGCAGUUUGGUCACUGCACGUCAAUUCGGAGCCGGUGUAUUAGAAGAUAGCUUCGCUUCUCGCCUCUCCACUUAUUACCGCACAUCCGCGCAGUUUAUGGCUCUUUACGGUCUCCUUAAUUUUUAUUUGUACACCAUGGCAUACGUUUACGCACCUGCAUUGCAGCAGGUUUAUGGGCAACAUUCAUCGAUAACGAAAGAUAGCCCUGCGUUCUCGAUGUUCAAUGAUUCGGAGGAGGAAGUAAUAUACGGAUCGGACGAGGAUAGUCGGCGACCGUUAACUCGCGCUCCACGAAACACAGAGGAUAGUGACUGAGGGCCUUAAAAAAAUUUCAUAUUUUCUGCUAAUCAUUAUCGAAAGAUAAAUCGUUACAUAAAAAAGUCAAUGAGGAGACUUUCGAUUUAUAUUUCUAUUCUGAUUCGUAGUCAUA